Messenger RNA from Peronospora belbahrii, 1365 nucleotides. Lineage: Eukaryota; Oomycota; Peronosporomycetes; Peronosporales; Peronosporaceae. The record is from the annotation of a GenBank genome assembly.
AUGAGCGACAAUAGAAAGGAUAAAACUACUAGUGGACUGGCCGACGUCGGUUUGAGCGGCAAACGGCAGCGUAAUGUAGACGAAGAAGACUUGGGUUCGCAACAGAGUAUUCUGAAGUGGAUGCGACACGUACCAGGGCCACUGCAGGAUGUCAUGAAGAAGCGAGCAGAUCAGUUGGAUACUUCACAGGCAGAUUACAGCCGCAUUGCCAGUGCUAACUCGGAUCGAUAUUCAGUGGCGAUAUCGACGGUGUUUGACCACGGCCCGUGGGUGGAUAUGUGCCAGUAUUUAGGCAUGUCAGCUGUGUCUGGAACACUUUAUGGCAGCAUCAAAAUGCGCAGUCUGAAGCACACAGUUCAGAGCAUUGUAGAAGACGACGAAGCUGUUGCAAUGGUGCCCCAGCUUUUAGUGCUUAUUAAAUCAGUGCAGUACGUUGACGAGGAAAUUGUCGCUGUGUUUCAUGAUCCAACGGGAGAAGUAGAGGGCUACUUUCACCGCGAACUUGUUGAGCAUAUUGGACCAGCUCUAGUUGCUGGUGUGGGCGUUCUGCUUCACAAAGUUUCAAUCUUUACUCCCACUGAUGCACCUGUUACAGGCAGACGAAAGAGCUACCUGAAUAUCACGCCACGAAAUGUCCGGCAAGUGUUUAUUGCAAAAGAUUCAUCAUAUGAUUCGACAAAUGAAGAUCUAAUCAAGGUAUUCAACAAAGAACAAGAAAUUGAGUUACAGCAGGAGAGUGACAGUGACGACUUUGACGAUAGUCCAGCGUUCAAUAGCGAGCAAGGAGCACGCCAAGUACUGCUACAACGCACAGUCCGUGACACUUCGGCCGAAUUGACUUUUCUAUCGCAGCGACAAGUUGUUCAUCGCAAUCCACCCGUACGAGUAGAUCCUGCGGUUGCAACGACAGCUUACAGAAAAGGCACGCAAAAAAAGAGUGCUGCGGCUAGUAAAAGCCAAGAUAGUGGCUUGGGAAAAUGGCAGUGGAGUAAAUUGGUCCAGAAGGCAAGUGAUAGUAACAAUGAUGAUUCAGCCAUGGAUUCGGUUUGCACACAAAAGCGUCAGGGCUUGUUGGAUGCUAGCUCACGCCUGGUUAGCCUGAUUACAAAGCAAAAUGCACGAAACAGGUCGUUAGAACCAGUAGCAGUUUUAACUGAGCCAAGAAAGUCCGUCAGUAUUCAGUGUGCACCGGAAACCGUGUCUGGUUCCCCGUCAGUCCCUCGUGUCGCUUUCGACAGCUGUGAUUCAAAAGAGCUUACACAAGGACGUCUGCCGUCACAAUCUGAUUCGACUUGCCACAUAGUAGACGGUAAUAGCAAUAUGAACACCAAUUGGGGUGAAGACGAUGAUGACGACGAUUGGUAA